Blastomyces gilchristii SLH14081 is the source of this 825-nucleotide messenger RNA. RefSeq lists its product as uncharacterized. NCBI's taxonomy places the organism in Eukaryota, Fungi, Ascomycota, Eurotiomycetes, Onygenales, Ajellomycetaceae. The coding region runs from base 1 to 825 and encodes 274 amino acids. The record is from RefSeq and is a predicted model, not a curated record. Gene Ontology annotation, molecular function: oxidoreductase activity. The transcript is spliced from 3 exons.
AUGGCUGGCGUUUCCAAAGAAUUUGAGCUAUCGUCGAAACCACCGGUGGAACAAGCCGAAAUCGAUAAGUUCAAUCCUUCCCAGCUUGUUUCCCUAAUAUUCUACACCGAGCGUCUACCUCUGUAUGAAAAAGAGAAACCUUUUUUUCUCAACUUUCCUCCAUCUGAACCCGGACAGCGACAAUCAAACGUUAUUUACUGCCGUCGUGAAGUUUGCAUCACCGAUGUUCGUGGCCACGAAGAUCUCUUCACUCUUGACACCACCGGGUUUCAGUACAAAGAUUUUGAGACAACAGUUGACUACCAGAGUUUCGCUUCCCCUGCGGCAAUUGAGGGAACUUUCCUCAAGGAGGUAGAAAACUUUUUGACCACAGAGUUGAAUGCAGACUAUGUCCUGGCUUGGGAUUAUCAACUUUUGACUGAAUGUCACAGGUUCGGCGAAGAGAUCCAACCUUACCUCCCAAUCAUAGGGGCCAACCAGGGAAAGCACAGCCAUUCAGAUCGGUUCAUUGUGUGUCCUCCACCUCCAAGUGUUUCAUCUAUUGGCUCCUUGUCCGACUCACUAAUUAUACUCAGCUUUUGGAAGCCGCUAGUUGGUCCAGUCGAGGAUGCACCGCUCGCCCUGUGUGACUAUCGUACUGUGGCACCAGAGGAUCGAGUGCCGACAGAUAUUGUCUUCCCUGAUUACCUAGGAGAGACUUACAAUUUCUGGGCUAAUCCCAAACACCGAUGGUAUUACAUGGAGGGACAGCUCGCAACCGAAGCCUUAAUAUUCAAGUGUUUUGAUUCCGAGGCUAUCAUAAAUGAUAAAGUUGCGCAAUGUUAG